CGCGCACUGCCGGGUUUGGGCCGAGCCGCUCGCCGUAGCCGGCCGCCGCCUCCCGCGCAUGCGGGAUAGCGGAGCCGCAGAGAGUGCCCGGCCGGCGGGGCGGAAGGACGUUGGUGGGCGCGCGCUGAGGUGAGGCCGCGCUCGCACUCCCUCUUCAUGCCGCCGGGCCCCUUGUCCCCAUUGUCCCGCCACAGCCCAGCGGCCGCUGCCGCCCUCCGGGCGGCCGCCGCCCGCCCCGCAGCCCGUGACCUCUGCGCGUCCCUGAGGGUGCGGGGAUGGGCCCUGCGGCCUCUUUCUCCGAAAAUAAAUCACCAUGUCGUCUGCACUGUUACCUAAGCCACAAAUGCGGCGCCUUCUGGCCAGGCGGAUGAAGUUUCACCUAUUUGGGGCAUUUUUUGUAUCUUUGGGAUGUGCGGCUUUAUACAAGUUUGGAGUUGCUGAGCCCAGAAAACGAGCUUAUGCAGAGUUCUACAAAAACUAUGAUCCCAUGAAGGACUUUGAAGCCAUGAGAAGAGCCGGUGUGUUUGAGUCUGCACCGCCCGAAUGAUGGCAUCCUGCAUUUACAGAUCCCCGUCAGUCUAAGGAGCUGUGAUGACCGAACCUUAUUUGUUCACUGAAUUGUAAAGUGUAAUGCACUUUAGUGCAUGGCACGCUCUAAUGUAACUCAAAUAAAAUACAUCACAGUGGCA
Strigops habroptila (Kakapo) is the source of this 689-nucleotide messenger RNA. Its product is annotated as cytochrome c oxidase subunit 6C. Gene Ontology annotation, biological process: mitochondrial electron transport, cytochrome c to oxygen. The transcript has 4 exons. The record is from RefSeq and is a predicted model, not a curated record. The coding region runs from base 314 to 547 and encodes 77 amino acids. NCBI's taxonomy places the organism in Eukaryota, Metazoa, Chordata, Aves, Psittaciformes, Psittacidae.